UUGGGUGCUGGGUGGGGAGAGAGAGCGAUGCAGCCGGUAAUUGCCCAGAUCUCUGUCUCUGAGUCAGGACUGUCACUCUCUGCUCCUCAUUAGAACUGCAGCAGUGACCUGGGUGUUAGAGCUGCUCUGGAUCGGAGCCAGUGAUCUGGAAUCAAGGGAAACAGAGACAGAAGGGAGAAGAGGAAGAAGAGGAGGAGGGUGAGGAUCCCUAAUCCAGAAUAAUGAGCUGCGGGGGACAGAGGAGGAGACGAGGGGCAGCACUUUGAGGAGAGGGGGGUGAAUUCAGUGCACAGUUGGGGGGCAGGAUUGGGAGAGGAGGAAGGGCACAGGUUGAGUGCAGUGUAAAGUCUCUCUCUGCCUCUGAAUCCAGAGCCCAACAACACUCCAUUCUCCUCCUCCUCUGGAAUAAAGGGUUAACCCCAUACAACUGCCUUUCCACCUGGAAUAACACGGGAUUUACCUGCCCAGUGCCCAGAGCUCUGCUGGGGUCGGAGAAGGAAGAGACAAAUCCGCUGGGGGUUCUUAUGGUUUCCCUCCUGUCUGACCUCCCCCUGGGGUGCAACGUUUGGGGAAGAAUGACUUCAUUACGGGGGUCUCUCAGCUCAAAGAUAACUCUCUAAUGGACAGAAGCUAAAGGAUGACAGGCUGGGCUUACAACUCCCUCAAUGUGCUGAUCUUUCUGCUUUUGGUGAUCUCUUCAAAAGCUUCCUCAGGGCAGUUUCGGGUGUGUGAACCCUACGCGGACCACAAGGGACGAUACCACUUUGGAUUCCAGUGCCCUCGCCUUUCCGACAAUAAAUCCUACAUCUUCUGCUGUCACCAUAACAACACCGUCUUUAAAUACUGCUGCAACGAGACCGAGUUCCAGAACGUGAUGCAGAUGAACCUGACGCUGAACUCAGACGGCUAUGUGCACAACAAUUACAGUGCGCUGGUGGGGGUCUGGAUCUACGGGUUCUUCGUGGUGGUUCUGUUGGUGCUGGACUUCCUCUAUUACUCGGCGUUGAACUAUGACAUUUGCAAGUUGUACUUGGCUCGCUGGGGGAUACAGGGCAAGUGGAUGCGGCAGGGCCAAUAUAACAAGGCUGCGCAGGAGCCGUGCCAGUCUCAGACUCAGGGCCAGACGUCACACGCUGUUCAUACGUUAAAGGGAGUUGCAGUUAGUCCGACACUGAUGUCUUUUCAGACUUCCACUGCCUGAUAAUAACAGUGCCCAAUGAUGGGCGGCAACUACCAACUCGAUGGCAAAAGUCUCAUGGGGGAAAAAGAACAAGACAAGAGAAUUGCGAUGGCUGAUAGAGGCGGAAGGAGGAUUAGAGGAGACAAUUCAAUCAUUCCAAACCGCUCGUCACUGGAGAGAUGGAACGGAAAAGUUGGAGAGAUCCGCUUUACGUCUCUGUUUGUAAGCAAUAUUUAUCUGUAGCAUAAGAAGAUUCUUACUUAAAGGAACUGUCCCCUCUUAUUCAACUUGGAGGAGCAGGACAUCCUACCGCUUUGCUCUGCUGAGACCGAACUCACGGGCAGCAAAGAACGGAACCACAAACUGUGACUGUCUACUCGUAAUUGUGUCCUCGUUAGCUACCUAGUCCGAUAUAAACGAGCGUUUGACUCCUCUGCACAAAGACUGAUGUCAAUAAUAAUCCUCUUGACCCCCCCCCAAUAAUUUAUUAAUGCACCACCAAAUCUGUAUCCCCUCCCCCCGUGAUCUCCUAUCUCCUGAAGUGCAAUGAGUUGUUUCACUACACUGUAUCAAAGCCACCACAAGUGCCCUGUUCUAUGGAAAUAUUAUCGUAUGGUUCUUCUUCAGAAAAAGAUUUAGGAAAAUCCAAAUGGUGUUAAUGUUUCUCUGUGUGCGAUAGAAAAAUACAGUUUUAUAUUUGUUGUC
This is a messenger RNA of Xenopus laevis (African clawed frog), 1885 nucleotides long. RefSeq names its product protein shisa-like-1. The transcript has 5 exons. Lineage: Eukaryota; Metazoa; Chordata; Amphibia; Anura; Pipidae. The record is from RefSeq and is a predicted model, not a curated record. The coding region runs from base 638 to 1201 and encodes 187 amino acids.